Messenger RNA from Melitaea cinxia (Glanville fritillary), 1385 nucleotides. Its product is annotated as clotting factor G beta subunit-like. Bases 1 to 1302 code for a protein of 433 amino acids. The record is from RefSeq and is a predicted model, not a curated record. Gene Ontology annotation, molecular function: serine-type endopeptidase activity. Lineage: Eukaryota; Metazoa; Arthropoda; Insecta; Lepidoptera; Nymphalidae. The transcript is spliced from 7 exons. Gene Ontology annotation, biological process: proteolysis.
AUGGAAACGCUUUAUUUAUUUCUAUCGUUAUGGGUUUUGCAAGUGCAUUCAAUGGCGCUCACGGGACCUGUUUUAACAAGAUAUCGACCGUGCGAACUUGGUGUGAUACAUUUCGACAAAAUAACGGAUUUAUUGUGGCGCGGAGAAAUAGACCUGGAAUAUUAUCAUGAGCUGGUGGAUGUAGAAAUCGAAAUUGGUUUCGAAAAGCAGAUAUCGCUUCGUGGGGUUUCUCAUAACAGCACUGUUGUUAUUAAAAACAAAUCGCGCGAUUUUAUAUUCAAACCGAAAGGUGUUCACAAAAAAUAUUUUAUAUUUAUAACAACAAAUGGAAAUACUACUCAUGAAGUCCCGAUUGUUUCUAAAUUUAGACUUAAUGAAAUGGAGCUUUGUAACGAUUAUGUUAAGGCUUCUCAGUCAAUCGAUUCUCUCAAUGUGACAAAACCCAAUGAUAGAGAUUAUCGACACUACUGCGGCAGAAGAGCUUUAGACCACGGCGAAUUGACUUCUAUGCGAACCGACUCAAAGUCUGGAGAUUGGCCGUGGCAUGUGGCUAUAUUGAUAAGAACACCAAAUACUAAUCUAGCGAAUUACCAGUGUGGAGGAAAUAUUAUAUCCAGUACUGCUAUUCUAACCGCUGGACAUUGUAUGUUUUUAGAAGGAAAAUUAGUAGAAACAAAAAGAGUUAUUAUCGAAGCUGGUAUUUCUAAUCUCAGACAUAUGAAUGAAAGUGGAAGACAAAACUUACUUGCUGAGAGAGUAAUUCUGCAUCCGGGCUACAGCACGGAGCACGCUACUUCAGACCUCGCUAUUGUAGUUGUAAAUAAACUGCGCUAUAGUGAAUACGUCCAACCCAUUUGUAUUUGGGGGCCAGUAUACGACAAAACUACGCUUUUUGGCAAGCGGGCUGUGGUAACCGGAUUCGGAACAACAGAACAAAACGUGCUGUCAGACACCCUUAGAUCAACGGACACGUUAAUACAGAAUGAUACAGUCUGCAUUGCACAUGUGCCCAAACUGUACUCGAAAUUGCUUAACGAAUUUACGUUUUGCGCCGGCUUUGGUCCUAGCAGUGAUAUAAAUCCUCGAAACGGUGACAGUGGAGGUGGACUAGUAAUCCCCACUAUGCAACCUGAUCAUAUAGUCAGUUGGUUUCUACGGGGCAUCUUGUCAAAAUGUGGUAUACUACCCGGUGAAAAGUUCUGUGACCCUAAGCUCUAUGUAGUGUACACGGACGUUGCACCUCAUUACGGCUGGAUAUACCAUCACGCUGGCCUACGUUACAUUAAUAAUAUUCAAUCAUAAUACAGAAAAUCUAUAUAGUAUAUCUAAAUUAACGUAUGGCUCAAAAAUUUGUAAAUUAACUUAAUUAUAAGAUACUAGCCGAC